Molecule: messenger RNA, 1537 nt
Organism: Manduca sexta (tobacco hornworm)
Lineage: Eukaryota; Metazoa; Arthropoda; Insecta; Lepidoptera; Sphingidae
Product: tol-Pal system protein TolA
Exons: 3
Coding region: 166-897 (243 amino acids)
Source: RefSeq, a predicted model, not a curated record
CAUCAGUGUCACACAAACAUCAGAACGUGAUUCGUUUGUUUCACAUAGAAAACGAAAAUUUCAUAUCCACCAUUCUGUAAAGAAAAAUAACUUAUGUAGUCAUUAGUGUAACCAAGGCAGGCUGAAUUGCCAUUUCACAACCAUAGGUUAGAGAAGUGUGUAUAAAUGAGACUUUUGGUGUUAAUUUUGCUGACGGUGUCGGUGUGGGGCUUCCCGGAGCGAAGGGUAGAGAAGGGACUACAGGUGGCACAGGAGAGGAGUGACACGAGGGUGCGGGAGGCGCCGAGGGAUUGCAAAGGGAAGUGCGCCACCAGUAUAGCACAGAAGGCGGCUGCAGAGGCUAAAGCCGCCCAGGCGGCACAAAACGCGGCCGGGGCCCAGGCCGCUCAUAUGGUAAAAACACAACUAGCAGAGAAAGCGCUUCAAGCAGCUAAGGCAGCGGAGGCAGCGCUCGCCGGCAAACAAGCUGUAGUAGAACAGCUGCAGCAAGAGGUGAAGGAGGCUGAGGCUGUCGUCGCUGAGAACACGGCCGCUGUGCAUCAGCAGCAGGGGACUGUCAAUGCUGCUGUAGCGGCUGCGCAGCAAUCUACAGCUCAGCACAAGCUAAUGGUUCAAGCAACGCAACUUGCGGCCCAGCUGGAGAAGUCAGCGCACUGCGUACUAGAGAAGACGAAGUUCGGCCUCCAAGAGAAGUGCCACAACCUCUCGGAGGCGAGGGCGAGGCUGGCGCACCUCCAGCACAAACUGCAGUGUGCGUGCGCAGAAUGUUCAGCCACAAAGCAAGCAGCGCACUGCGCCUGUGAAGCGGCGCGGGCGGCUUGUGGCAACGCCAGGCGGAAGAAACACAUCAUCAGCCAAAACGCACUCGCUCUUAAAGAUCCAAAGCGGGCUCGAUGAUGGAAUUUACGAGGAAAGUAUAAACGAUGUGCAAUUUACGAUAAAAGCCGGACCGGUUCGAACGUUUCUAAAACAUUCCCAAAACUCGUCGCGAACGGAAACACAUUAUCUGUUUUUGGAAUAAAAUGUAUGAAUGAUGGUGACUUUCUAUGCUUUGUGUGGGUAGAUGGCAUGCAACUGAUUUACAUAUUUUUGAAUUUCUGAGUCACUAUUGCUCUUUUAAAAACUCGUUUGCUAGAAGCCAGACUAAUUAUUCUAUUUCGAGUUAUUAUGGUGUGAUUUGAAUGUUGUUUAGUCGUGAGCUAAAUUUAGAAACUUUUGCAAUUUUGUGAUCAAGACAAGCCAUUCCAGAUUAUCAUUAGUUAUAAAUAUCGACCGAGAUGUUAUUUUAAAACUAAUAUUGCAAACAGAUGGUGUGUUUUAGUUUAAUGACAAUGUAUAUUAAUUCGAUGUACCAGAUUCAAUGUUAGUAAUUCACAUACCAUUAAAACAACAAUAAGAAUGUGUGGAUAAAGGUGUGGGUAACUUUUGGAGUGUUUCGCUUUACUGUAGUUUUGUAGUAUAAUUGUUAAGACUUGGAGUCGUGUAAGCUUUUGAUAUAAGUUGUUUAAGUUUGUUGAUUAUAAUAUAGUGAUCAUGA